AUGGAAUGUUCCUACUUGUCCAUUUUCACAUUUUCACAUUUGCUUGAACAGACUACCCCAAGAGGAUUCUCACAGGAGCUAGAAAGGCUCGAAAAAUCUCUUGAUGAGACUAGCCCAUUUAAUCGUAUAUACGAUAGAGCUAUGGAUAUUAUUAAGCUUCAGCCCAAGAAACGCAGGGAUCUGGCGUUCAAAGUACUAUCGUGGCUUGUUAUGGCUAGACAGGUUCUCGAUCUUCGCCAGCUUCAGAUGGCAGUAUCUAUGGAGAAGGAAACAGUCGAUUUCGAUGACCAGGAGGAUUUGCCAGAAAUAUCAACCCUAAUUGAGGUCUGUGCUAGUCUGGUAACAAUCGACGAGAACAGCAACACCAUUAGGCUUGCUCAUUGUACGAUUCAACAGUAUCUUGAGUUAAAUCCGACUUUCUCUCAGGAGGCGAAAACGAUUGUUUCUAUAUCUUGUACGACUUUUCUUUCCCUCAAUAACUUUAGACCUUACGUCUCCGGCACCAUAUCCCCAAAGACAGAAGAGCUUGUUAUGCUCCUCGAGGAGUAUCCGCUCUUGGGCUACGCAUUAGAUCUUCCCUACCAUAUUACAACCUGCAGCGACGAGGCCCUGCCUAUAGAAAGCCUCUUGAAAUUCCUAAACACGGAUAAUAUCAAAAUUUUCAAUAAACCAAUUACGGAUGUGUUGUGCCCCAACCUUAUGCCGCUAGAACCAGAAAUCACGAAUCCUCUGUUGCACCUGGCGGCUACUCUAGGCAACCUUUCUGCAGCCCGUAUAUUGGUGAAAUAUUUCGAUAUUAAUGGAUUCACUAUUAUGGGGUACACGCCACUUCACCACGCUGUACUUGCAAAUAAUAUAUCGAUGGUGCGGUUUUUGCUUGAUGAGGGGGCCGAUGUCUCCUUGAAGAAUAAACAUGGGAAUAAUGUCCUGCAUUUGGCAAUUGGAGCCAUGCCGAGUAGCGUCGAUAUAUAUUCUACCUUCGGUCCGGCCAGAUAUGAGAGUAGGCUGGUUGUACAGAGAUUUUGGGCAUAUUGCGGACCAAAUGGCGUUUCUUUUGCGCCGAUAGCUGGAGUGUUUACGCCGGACUCUUUACCGAUUGUCAAGUUAUUGCUAGAGUAUGGGGCCGACCCUAACGCCACUAAUUACUUCGGGUGGAGUGCGCUACGUAACUCAGUCAUAAGACUUAAUAAGGAUCUUAUCGAUUUAUUACUAGAGUAUGCCCUUAACCUCAACGCUAAGGAUUUCGAAGUUGGGGCGGGACCCAAGUACGCCAAACGCAAACCCAACACUAAGAUUUGCUCUAGUUGUAGUGAGCUACGGGAUAUGAAACAUGAGAUGUCCUUUCUCAGUGAAUAUGGACCACGGUGUCCAUGGUUAAUCCGAGGAAAAAUCUUGAAGAGUUAUUCACACCCGCAGCCGCGCAUACGUGUAAUUGAGUAG
Messenger RNA from Morchella sextelata, 1440 nucleotides. RefSeq lists its product as uncharacterized. Gene Ontology annotation, molecular function: protein binding. The transcript has 2 exons. Bases 1 to 1440 code for a protein of 479 amino acids. NCBI's taxonomy places the organism in Eukaryota, Fungi, Ascomycota, Pezizomycetes, Pezizales, Morchellaceae. The record is from RefSeq and is a predicted model, not a curated record.